ACGCUCGCUCGCUCGUCCCCGCGACGUCCCUACGCUCCUGCUGCUAAGCUAAAUUAUGCUAAACUGUGCUGAGUGGGUACUGCUGUUUCUGUUGUCCAGAGAGGGGGCAUAAAUACGAAAUAACAGUGUAAUUGUUUAGAAAAGCGUUAACCCACAGCGUCUGAGUGUGUCGGGCAAUUGUCAUGGCUCUACAGGGCCCGGAGGAGCUGGGGGAGCGGGUCGAAGAGCCGGAGGACCUGGACGACCAGGACGCUAGCAGCAUCUCUCCGGCCGAGGAGAUAACGUUGCCCCCGGGGGCCGGAGGCGAGGAGGAGGUUGAAAAAACUUUCCUCCUUCCCUGGGACCGCUUCUCCUCCUGGCUGCACUGCAUAUGUGUGGUCGGCUUCGACCUGGAGCUAGGACAGGCGGUGGAGGUCAUUUAUCCUCAUCAUUCCAAACUGUCAGAGAAAGAGAAAACAAGCAUCUGCUACCUUUCCUUUCCUGACUCAAACUCAGGUUGCCUUGGUGACACCCAGUUCUGCUUCCGCUUCCGCCAGGGUUCCAACAGGAAGUCGUCGCUCAGCUGCUUCUUGGAAACCACUGACAGGGACGCACCACCAUGUCUGAAGAAGGAGCAAGGCCAUUACUACGGCUAUGUGUACUUCCGUCAGGUGCGAGAUAAAUCUCUGAAGAGAGGAUACUUCCAGAAGUCUCUGGUCCUGAUCAGUAAGCUGCCUUAUGUGACCUUCUUCCACUCACUGUUAAAGAUCAUGGCUCCAGAAUACUUUGAGAAACAGGAGCCUUGUCUUGAGGCCGCUUGUAAUGACAUAGACCGCUGGCCAACGCCCCAUCCUGGACGAAUCCUGACUCUGCCUAUUAUGGGUGUGGUCAUCAAGGUUCGUAUCCCGACCUGUUAUGACAAACCGGGAACCUCACAGCUGGUCCAGUCUGCCCAGAGUGACAGUCUGGUGUCCAUUGUUCUUCCAACCAUCCACGAAGUCGACCUCUUCAGGUGUUUCCACCCGGUCUUCUUCCACAUUCAGAUGCUGUGGGAGUUGGUGUUGUUGGGGGAGGCACUGGUUGUGAUGGCACCGUCACCAGCAGAGUCAUCAGAAACAGUACUGGCAUUGGUCAGCUGCAUCUCUCCUCUGCGUUACUGCAGUGACUUCCGACCAUACUUCACCAUCCACGACAAUGAAUUUAAGGAGUACACCACUAGGACACAGGCUCCGCCAUCAGUUAUUCUCGGAGUGACCAAUCCUUUUUUUGCUAAAACUCUGCAACACUGGCCACACAUCAUCCGCAUCGGAGACAUGAAGCAUGCAGGUGAGAUGGCCAAGCAGAUGAAAGUGAAGAAACUGAAAAACCUGAAAACUCUGGACUCUAAACCUGGUGUGUACACUGCAUAUAAGCCAUAUCUCAACAAAGAUGAAGAAAUCAUCAAACAGCUUCAGAAGGGUGUUCAACAAAAGAGACCCUCCGCAGCCCAAAAUGCAAUUCUUCGACGCUACUUCUUAGAAUUGACACAGAGCUUCAUCAUUCCACUGGAGCGGUAUGUGGCAAGUUUAAUGCCUCUCCAGAAGUCCAUCAGUCCCUGGAAGAGUCCUCCCCAGUUACGACCUUUUAUCCAGCAGGACUUCAUGAAGACACUUGAGAAAGCUGGACCUCAGCUCACAUCCAGACUGAAAGGAGAUUGGAUAGGACUCUACAGGCUUUUCCUCAAGUCUCCCAACUUUGACGGCUGGUUCCGCAACAGGAGGAGAGAGAUGACUCAAAAACUAGAGGCUCUGCACCUCGAGGCGCUCUGUGAGGAGGAUCUGCAGCAGAGAAUCCAGAAGCACACGGAGGUGGAGACGGUUGAUCUGGUUCUGAAGCUUAAGGAUAAACUGAGUCAGGCGGAGAAAGAGCACCUGCCCGUGCACCCGGGGACUCUGGCCAAACUGAGGUCCCACAUUGACGCCGUCAUCCUGGCCUUACCAGAUGACCUGCAGGGCAUCCUCCACAAGCCCUCCACACCGUGACCUUUCACCUGAGAGUCUGCAACGUCAACCCCCCCCCCCAGUUUAAGCUUGUUUUAAAGUUCAGGGGGGUGGGGAAGUUGGUCUCUUCUCAGGUGGAGAGGCCCUGGUUCACACAGACAGUGUCCCAGUUUAAGUCCCCGUCCUCAAACUGACACUGGUCUACUGGUGACUGUGGACCAAACAUGGCCCUUUUUUUAAUCACAGAGAGCUUAUUAAGCAAAGAAAGGAGAGAUUGGUCCUAAUUCAGCAGACUUUUAACUCAUUAACAGGAUUUGUCAUCACAGUGGAACUAAAAGCAGGAAGUCAACCCCCAGUUGAACUUUGACCCACAGCAUUUUUUUAACCACCUGUUGAUGUUUUUGUUUUUUUUGAAUUUUACUUUUUAAAUUUGAGGAUGGAGUGCUGCAGGCAGAACUGACUUGGGAGUUUUUCCAUCCAUUAAAAGAAGUGCACUUCAUCGCUUGACUUUGACCCUUUCACACAUUUACAUUUUUAUGCAAACAAACUGAAGCGAGCAGAGCCAUGUUGUAAAACACAGCAUCAACCACCAGCCACAAUAUAAUAACUGUCGGUGCAGGAAACGUCUCAAGUGAUCAUGAACAAAAUAGCCCUCUGUCUGUUUUAACAGUCUACGGAAAUAUUCAGAAUUGGUUUUCAUGCAGGCAACUGUUAACUGUGAAACUGGAGAAUCGUAUUCACUUUAUACUAAUUAAAUAGUUUUUAACAAAAUUAGGGUUCCAGGCGCAUAUGCAGGAGUGGAAAACUUACUUAAAAUUAUAAAACGUUGUUAACAAGUUUGAUACAAACAAAGUCUCAAGUUAUGACCUCUCGCUCUGAGUCAGUUGACCCGUAGCCAGGCUGCUGUGGUCUUGAGAACUCGUCUCAGUGUGCGAUCUCCAGCCGUUCUUGAUGCGACAGCGAUGUUCUGCUGUGACCAGGAUUGAGGUGGUCUGCCCCUUCUUCUCUUUUUUCAGGGCUACGCCUGCUUUCAGUCGAUAAUGAUGCAUAGAAUGGACUCAAAAACUCUCGUUUUACCACUUUUCUUUUUUUUCCCCGUGGAAGAAAAGCAAUUGGCUAUAAUGACAAAUACCAGCACUCACAAUUCACCAGACAAUGAUCCUUGGUGCAGGACCAGACAGUGUAAAGAAACUGAGGGAAUAAAAUGAACAACACUAUAGCUAACAUGUUUUAAUUCAACUAAUUAAAAAGGUGUUGGUGCCUUAAUUAGGAGACUAAAUCUAAACUGGUUCCCUCCAGUUCUCGUGCUCUGGUGUCUUCAUUCUUAAACUAAACUAAAUUCAUUUUUACUAAUGAGCCACUUUUGACAGAAGUUGAUCUCUAACCUGCGAUAAGCAGAAUCAGAAAUGUCUGUAUCCACACAAAGUCAAUAAAUGAAUCCAAAGAACA
This is a messenger RNA of Solea solea (common sole), 3407 nucleotides long. It is a transcript of the gene dennd6a, whose product is annotated as DENN/MADD domain containing 6Aa. The transcript is spliced from 19 exons. Gene Ontology annotation, molecular function: guanyl-nucleotide exchange factor activity. The coding region runs from base 183 to 2000 and encodes 605 amino acids. Gene Ontology annotation, cellular component: recycling endosome. The record is from RefSeq and is a predicted model, not a curated record. Lineage: Eukaryota; Metazoa; Chordata; Actinopteri; Pleuronectiformes; Soleidae.